Molecule: messenger RNA, 813 nt
Organism: Scheffersomyces amazonensis
Lineage: Eukaryota; Fungi; Ascomycota; Pichiomycetes; Serinales; Debaryomycetaceae
Exons: 1
Coding region: 112-660 (182 amino acids)
Biological process (GO): mitochondrial respiratory chain complex IV assembly
Cellular component (GO): mitochondrial inner membrane; mitochondrion
Source: RefSeq, a predicted model, not a curated record
ACUCACUCACUAGUUCGCAAACUUUUUUGAGAGCGCAACGGUGGUACGUUAACAACUAACUAACCAUUACGCAGUAAUAUUACAACAUAACUAAGUAGACAUACAAGUAAUAUGGGAUGGUUUGGAGGCAGUGUGCCGGCUAAGGUAUCUGGAGUAUCAGAAUUACACGAAAAUGCUAAUGCUACACCUCAAUUUCUUGAGGAUUUACCCCCCAAAUUUGAAGAUAUGGAUCCAUCAUCAGCACUUGCUAAUAAGAGUAGACGACAACAACAGCAAUAUGAACAAGAGAGACAAGCCACAUUAAUGGAUGCAGCUAGUAAAUUAAGUUUAUCUGAUUUUACUGUAGAAAGAUUUCUUGGAAUGCCAUGUUUCCGUGAAGCCAUGAUAACUGGAUUUCAAUCUAUGGGAGUCUUAGGAGCAGUUACAUUCUUAAUUCAUAAGAAUUUUAGUCGAUCAUUUAACUGGUCAAUGUGUGGAUUUUUCUUAGGAAAUAUAGUAGGAUGGGAACAAUGUAGAUCCUUAAGAAGAAGAUCAUUCCAAAUGAUGGAAGAAGCUCGUAGGAAGAAAGAAGAAAAGAAUAAAAAGAAGUUUGAACAACACCAGCAGGAAGCCGAUGAUCAGUAUGAGAAAUUCAAAGAGUUCAAUGACCGCGGCAAUUAGGUGGAAAUCACUAACAAUAUUAAUUAAUUAACUAACUAAUUAAUAUAUAUAUUACGUAUGUAUAUAUAUAGCUAAGAAGUAACAUGUAUAUAGCCACUGGCAAACAAUCUAAUGAUAAAUGUAUAUAUACCAAUCUAAUGAUAAUGUAUAUAU